ACGCGCCUGAUGAGGAUGCUGGCGGUGAACGGCACCGGCGUGGUGGCCACCUUCUUCGUCAUCAGCGGCUUCCUGGAGGCGCGCCUCUCCAUGAUGCACAUCGGCAAGCUGCGCCGCUUCAACCUCAUGGUGGUGCUCGCGCACUACGCCAUCCGCUACUUCAGGCUGUUGCCCGCGCUGGCCGUGGUGCUGGCCGUCGAGACGCUGUGGCUGCAGUACAUGGGCUCGGGGCCGUUCUGGGGGCAGGUGGUGGGCAGGUGGGUGCGGGACUGCCAGCAGCACUGGUGGACGCACCUCCUCUUCGUCAAACAACUACGUCGCCCAGGGUCCACGUGCAUGAUCCAGACGUGGUUCGUGGCCGCCAUCCUGCAGAUGUACCUGGCCACGCCGCUGCUCAUGUGGCUGCCUACUGACGUGGCAACACUGACACAAUGCAAGCACGCUGUGAGCGCCGAGUACGUUCUUGACCACCACACUGCCUCCAGGCUGCUGCGGCGGCUCAACCUGGCCGACGACCCCCACUUCGUCCACCAGUACGUCCAGACGCACAACAACGCCGUGCCCUACGUGGUGGGCCUCAUCGCGGGCACACUGUUCUACCUGGCCAACCGGCGCGAGUGGCGCCCCUCCAAGACGACGGGGACCUUGAUGUGGCUGGGGAUCCCCCUGACCCUCGUCAUCCUGCUCGCCUCCUUCUUCUCGAUGGUCGUCUUCUACCUGCCCUCGUUCGAGGCGCGGCCGCUGCUGGACACGGCCUACGGCCCCGCGCGGCUGCUGGGGUUCUCGCUGCCCGCCGCCUGGAUCAUCUUCACCUGCGGCGUGGGCCACGGCGGCCUGUUCGACAGCAUCCUGACGUGGAAGCCCGUGGUGACGCUGGGCCGCAUCACGUACUCGGUGUACUUGGCGCACGUCGCCGUCAUCCUGGUGUCGUCGGGCAUCGCGCGCCACCCGAUGUACGUCAGCGACUACAGCCUGGUGGGCCAGUCCGUCGGCACCGUCGUCGUCUCCUACAUCAUGGGCACGGUGCUGCACUUCUGCGUCGAGGCCCCCAUGGCGAACGUGCUGGCCAUCGUCGUCGGCUACUGGUUCCAGAACUCGGACUCCGCCGCCCUGACCAAGGAGAGGGGCCCUGCGGACGAGGUGGCGCAGCAGGCCCCCGAGGCCCCCGACGACUCCGAGGACGUGCACGAGGACACGUCCAGGAGGAGCUCGACCUGCACGACCAACAUGUGAUCC
Messenger RNA from Thrips palmi, 1236 nucleotides. Its product is annotated as nose resistant to fluoxetine protein 6-like. The record is from RefSeq and is a predicted model, not a curated record. Bases 10 to 1233 code for a protein of 407 amino acids. The transcript is spliced from 8 exons. Lineage: Eukaryota; Metazoa; Arthropoda; Insecta; Thysanoptera; Thripidae.